Messenger RNA from Catharus ustulatus (Swainson's thrush), 2054 nucleotides. Its product is annotated as cystathionine beta-synthase-like protein. NCBI's taxonomy places the organism in Eukaryota, Metazoa, Chordata, Aves, Passeriformes, Turdidae. The record is from RefSeq and is a predicted model, not a curated record. Gene Ontology annotation, molecular function: cystathionine beta-synthase activity; cysteine synthase activity. Bases 253 to 1956 code for a protein of 567 amino acids. The transcript has 17 exons. Gene Ontology annotation, cellular component: cytoplasm.
CGGGGGGCGGGGCCGAGGCUCGCGGGCUCCUCUUAAACCCCGCGCAUCCUCCGCGCCUUCAUCAUCCUCCUCCUCAUCAUCCUCAUCAUCAUCCUCCUCCUCACCUCGUCACCAUCCCCACCACCCCGACAGCGGCCGUGUCCUGGGCAGCGCCCGGAUCGCGCGCUUUGAAGAGGAUCCCAGUCUUGUGACCCAACAGUUGUUCUCCUGAAGAAAAUCCAUUUUCCUGUGCCACCACCCCCAGCAGGAACCAUGGAGAAGUUCGUAUCAGAAAGGCCUGUUCCUGUGUCCAAGAAUGGAAUCCCUACUCUUCCUUCCCAGAAGAAGCCAGAUACAAACUCAUGCCCUCAUGCACCUGCUAGAUAUGUGAACUCUGGUGGGGUGGACACUGAGAGCUGCAAGGCUAACGAGAAGGAGAGGCAGUGGAUCCGCCCUGAUACACCCAGCAAGUGCACCUGGAAGCUUGGGAAACCCCUCUCUGCCUCCCCCCAUCAUCACACCACCCUGCCAGAGCCUCCAAAGAUCCUGCCAAGCAUCCUGAAUAAAGUUGGCAAUACACCUAUGGUGCGGAUCAACAAGAUUGGGAAGCACUUUGGGCUCAAGUGUGAACUCUUGGCCAAGUGUGAGUUCUUCAACGCCGGGGGCAGCGUGAAGGACCGCAUCAGCCUGAGGAUGGUGGAGGAUGCUGAGAGGGCUGGCAUCCUGAAGCCUGGGGACACCAUCAUAGAACCAACCUCUGGCAACACAGGGAUCGGGCUGGCGCUGGCGGCCGCGGUGAAGGGUUACCGCUGCAUCAUCGUCAUGCCAGAGAAAAUGAGCAUGGAGAAGGUUGAUGUCCUGAGAGCUCUGGGUGCUGAGAUUGUGAGGACCCCAACUACAGCCAGAUUUGAUUCUCCUGAAUCUCACGUGGGAGUGGCCUGGAGGUUGAAGAAUGAAAUUCCCAACGCACACAUCCUGGACCAGUACCGCAAUGCCAGCAACCCCCUGACCCACUAUGACACCACAGCUGAGGAGAUCCUGCAGCAGUGUGAUGGAAAGGUGGACAUGGUGGUGGCCACGGCUGGCACAGGGGGUACCAUCACUGGCAUCUCCAGAAAGCUGAAGGAGAAGUGCCCAGGGUGCAAAAUCAUAGGUGUGGAUCCUGAAGGCUCCAUCCUUGCUGAACCAGAAGAACUGAACAAGACUGACAAGACAAUGUAUGAAGUGGAAGGAAUUGGAUAUGAUUUUGUCCCCACAGUGCUGGACAGAUCUACAGUGGACCAGUGGUACAAGAGCAAUGAUGAGGAGUCCUUUGCCUUGGCACGGAUGAUGAUCCGCGAGGAGGGGCUGCUGUGUGGUGGCAGCUCGGGCAGUGCCAUGUCUGUGGCUGUGAAGGCAGCCAAGGAGCUGAAGGAGGGUCAGCGCUGCGUUGUCAUCUGCCCCGACUCCAUCAGGAACUACAUGUCCAAGUUCUUGAGUGACAAAUGGAUGAUUCAGAAAGGGUUCAUGAAAGAAGAAGACCUUGGUAACAAACCUUGGUGGUGGAACAUCAGUAUCCAGGAGCUGAGCCUCUCUGCCCCCCUGACUGUGCUGCCCACUGUCACCUGUGCCAAGACUGUGGAAAUUCUCCGGGAGAAGGGAUUCGACCAGGUACCAGUUGUUGAUGAAUCUGGGGUGAUCCUGGGCAUGGUUACCCUGGGUAACAUGCUUUCCUCACUGCUUGUUGGAAAAGUUAAACCUUCUGAUGAAGUCAGAAAAGUAAUCUACAAGCAAUUUCAACAGAUUAACCUGAAAGACAACUUGGGGAAGCUCUCUCACAUCCUGGAAAUAGAUCACUUUGCUCUGGUGGUUCAUGAACAAAUUCAAUACCACACGGAUGGCUCCUCCAGCAAGAGGCAGAUGGUGUUUGGCAUCGUCACAGCCAUCGACCUCCUGAACUUUGUGACCGCGCGGGAGCGGGAGAGGAAAUCCAUCUAAAACCAAGCACCAACCUGGAGCCUCCUCGGCAUUUUCCAGCCUCAAACAAAGAAUCACAUCUAUGUCUUAAGUAGAAUUUCUUUUUUCUCUUUUUUUUU